AUGGGGAAGGCUAGCAAGUGGAUUAAGAACUUACUGACGGGGAAGAAGAGUUCCAGCCAUCAGGCAGUCUUAGUGGAUUCUCAGCAGUAUCCGAAGACUCCUGUAUCUGAAUCAAUGGCAAGCGCGAAGGAUAAGAGAAGGUGGAGCUUCCGAAAGCCAUCAAGUACCACUGAAACAUACCUGGACGCAAUUUCAAAUGUUAAGAUAACAGUAGAAGCUGAGGACGAGCAAAAGAGGCGUGCUUUGGCAGUUGCAGUGGCAAAUGCUGCGGCUGCUGAUGCUGCAGCCAAGGCGGCAAAUGAAGCUGUGAUGAGACUGACUUGUUCUUCUUCCCCUUGGACGGCCACUACUUUAGUUAAGAACAUUGCUGUGGCUGCUGAAGGUUCAGCACAGCCCGCGGAUGAAGCAGUGAGGAGACUGACUUGUACUUCCCACCGCGUAGCCACUUCAGUUGAAGAUACUGCUGCAACCAAAAUUCAAUCCGUUUUCAGGUCUUAUCUGGCAAGAAAAGCAUUGUUUGCAUUGAAAGGACUGGUGAAGCUACAGGCACUGGUGAGGGGGCAUCUAGUGAGGAAACAGGCUACUGCAACAUUUCGGUGCUUGCAGGCCUUGCUGACAGUUCAGGCUCGAGCUCGUGCCCGAAGAAUCAAAAUGAUUAACGAACCAAAUCCAUAUAACCCAGAGGACGACCACAUUAAGAUUGUGGAGAUGGAUAUAGGAGUACCGAGAGGCAGAGCAAAGAACAUAAUAGGCUAUUUCAACAAUAAACCAACAGACAACAGAUACUCCACCUAUCAGCACCAAUACUCGAAACAAAAUCAUCAACAGAUUUCGCCAGCACCAUCAGCUAUCACUGACAUGAGCUCAAAAUCAAAAAGCGGGCAUUUUAAUGAUUUUUUCCACAAAACUUCAUACAGGAGUCCUCAGUAUAAUCCAUCUAUGGAUAACUAUAAACCUCAUCAGUCAAAAGUUCAUUUCUCGUAUAAACAAGAGAAUGACAGGUGUUAUGAUUACCAGUUCUCGCCAAAUUACAUGGCCGAUACAAAGUCUUCCAAGGCUAGAUUGCGAUCACAAAGUGCACCAAAACAGCGUCCUGCAGAUACGUUUCAACGCCAACCAAGCAGGCGGAGAGUAUCUCUUGAGGGGAAGAAUUUGCAAAGAGCUGUACGGAUGGAAAGAUCAUCUUCACUCGUCUGCUCAACUCCACAGAAUUACCACCCUUGGUCAGAGCUCGAUCAAUCAGCAAUUUCAAUGAAAGAUAGUGAAUGUGGAUCAAACAGUACAUUGUUGACAAAUUGCCGUCACUACAGAUUUUAGCCGAAUAGUCAUCCUGUUAUUUCUGUCAAUACAGGUUCAGGAAAUGAAUGUUGAUUGCCUCUGUUCAGGAAAUUAGAUACUAAUUGACAGAGGACCAGGUGGAAUGUGUACACAACUAUAGUAUAAGCUACAUAUAUCUGAUUAUUUGUAAAAUUAUGACAAAAGCCUUGGAGCAUUGACUUCCAAGCUACAGUCAGAAGUGUAAAGUCUGCAGCUUGAUCUUAAUACUAUGGCUUUGAGUUAAACGCUGUUCAAA
Messenger RNA from Daucus carota subsp. sativus, 1573 nucleotides. RefSeq names its product protein IQ-DOMAIN 19. The transcript has 3 exons. Gene Ontology annotation, molecular function: protein binding. The coding region runs from base 1 to 1317 and encodes 438 amino acids. The record is from RefSeq and is a predicted model, not a curated record. Lineage: Eukaryota; Viridiplantae; Streptophyta; Magnoliopsida; Apiales; Apiaceae.